Nannospalax galili (Upper Galilee mountains blind mole rat) is the source of this 4335-nucleotide messenger RNA. RefSeq names its product RIPOR family member 3 (gene Ripor3). The record is from RefSeq and is a predicted model, not a curated record. NCBI's taxonomy places the organism in Eukaryota, Metazoa, Chordata, Mammalia, Rodentia, Spalacidae. The transcript has 22 exons. Bases 552 to 3371 code for a protein of 939 amino acids.
GCUUUGGGAAGAAUCCGAGUCCCUGCCUGUGAGUGAUUAGCAGCAGCCAGGCGCAGAGCACAGUCAACCGAAACUUCUAGGCAUCCCCUCUGCCCCCGCCGAGGCCAGGAGGCAUCCGAUGCUGAGUGACUGAUCGCGGGGGAUUCGGGACAUUGCCGGGAGCAUUGCCGGGACUUGGAAUUAGCGGAGAUGGGAGUGGGGUCCGGCCCCCUGCGGCCACGGCUGGAGGGUGUCCACGCAUCGCGGUGACACGGACGGACGGACGGGCCAGUGCAGCAUCCGGGGGUGCAGGGCCGGGGCCAGGAAGCUUCCUGGAACCCCAGCCCCGCGGCCACUGCACCCUGACACCAGCCAGAUAAGCAUUAUCGGAGCGGCCAGAGCCCGGGGACGUCGGACACAGGGGGGCCACCCAGUGCAUUCCCAGGACAAGGAGGACCCGUGGAAGCCAGCGGCUGCAGGGUGCUCCCCCAGCCCGCUGCUGGUGGCUGAGGCUGACUCACAGAGAAAGCCAGGCAGCUGAGGACAGUGAACUCAGACUCCAUGGUGACACAAUGUCUGUGCGGGUUCGCUUCCUGUCCUCUGGGGACCCCGGGGCUGUGGCGGCUGUGGGCCGCAGUGCCUCCUUCGCAGGCUUCAGCAAUGCGCAGAGCAGGAGGAUCUCAAAAUCCAUCAACAGAAACUCUGUGCGGUCUCGGCUGCCAGCCAAGUCCCCCAGGGCCUACAGCACACUGCGCAAGGGCUCGCUCUGCCUGGACCCCAGGCCACAGCAGGUGAAGAAGAUCUUCGAAGCACUGAAGAGAGGCCUCAGGGAGUACUUGUGUGAGCAGCAGGCCGAGCUGGACUACCUGUGUGGACGCCAUGUGGAUGCCCGGCGGAGCUCGAGGCUGGCUUUCUACUAUGACUUGGACAAGCAAACUCGCUUGGUGGAGAGGCACAUUCGGAAGAUGGAGUUCCACAUCAGCAAAGUGGAUGAGCUCUACGAAGGCUACUGCAUCCAGUGGCGCCUUCGUGAUGGUGCCUCCAAUAUGCAGCGUGCCUUUGGCAGUGGUCCACAGAGCCGUGCCUCCCGAGAGAGCCUGCAGGAGCUGGGCCGCAGCCUGCACGAGUGCACAGAGGAUAUGUGUCUCAUCGAAGGAGCCCUGGAAGUUCAUCUGGGCGAAUUCCACAUCAAGAUGAAAGGCUUAGUGGGCUAUGCACGCCUCUGUCCAGGAGACCAGUAUGAGGUGGUCCUGCGCCUGGGUCGUCAGCGGUGGAGGCUGAAGGGUCGGAUUGAGCCGGAUGACAGCCAGACCUGGGAUGAAGAGGAGAAGGCCUUUGUGCCCACACUGCACGAGAAUCUCGAGAUCAAGGUGACCGAGCUUCGGGGCCUGAGCUCAAUGGUGGUGGGCUCUGUGAUGUGUGAUGUCAUCGACUUCUUCACAGCUCGGCCACAGGUCGUGGUGGUGGAUGUCACAGAGCUGGGCACCAUCAAACUGCAGCUGGAGGUGCUAUGGAACCCCUUGGACUCUGAGAGCCUGCUGCUGUCGCCCAGCCCUGUGAGCAGGUUCUCUGUGGGCAGCAGGAAGGGCUCCCUGUAUACCUGGACGCCACCGAGUACCCCCACCUUCCGGGACAGAUACUACCUGUCUGUCCUGCAGCAGCCGGUACAGCACACUUUGCUACUGGGCCGGCCAAGGGCCACCUCCAUCCUCAGCUACCUGACCAACAGUGAGCUGCAGGGCCCCAGCCUGCGGAGCCGAAGCCAGGAGCUGCUGGAGAUGGACUCCUUUAGCUCUGAGGACCCUCGAGACACUGAGACCAGCACAUCUGCUUCCACCUCAGAUGUGGGGUUCCUGCCUAUGCCUGCUGGCCCCACAGCCUGCAUAGAAGAGGAGACCCAGGAGGGGCCCCUGCCCCUGGGCCUGCUGCCAGGCCUGGCUCACCCUGCAGGGGGCACGCUUGUGGAGCAGCCUGGCUGGAGAGACUUGGGAGGAGAGAGCCCGGCCCCCCUGCUGGUCACCCCAGUCCACAGCUGUGUGGUGCCAACAAGCCGGAAGGGCCAGGAGGAAGGAGAUGUGGGGGACGGAGUGGAGGGCCCCCUGCAGGAGGUGCUGGAGUUGCUGAGGUCUGCAAGCCCCAUGCAACCCCAGCUCCGGGAGCUGGAAUACCAGGUCCUCAGCCUCAGGGACCGGCUGAAGUCCCGUGGGGCACAGCGGGAGCCCGUGUCUGCACAGAGCCUGAUGGACUGCAUCCUGGAGAGCUUCGCCUUCCUGAAUGCCGACCUUGCCAGCGAUGAAUUGUCCCUGUUUGAGGGCUCCCAGGCUACUGGGAAGGACAGUCCCCCACCCCCUCAGCCAUCACUGAAGGUGUCACCCAAUGAACUCACAGCUGGUUCCCCCGAGCUGGACUUGCUGCUUACAGUCCACCUCAAAGUCUGCAAGGCCUUGCUACAGAAACUGGCCUCCCCUAAUUUGUCGAGGAUAGUUGAGGAUUACCUCCUGGAGGAAGCAGUGCAGCAAAAACAGAUCCUAGAGGUGCUGUCUGACCUUGACUUUGAGAAGGUCAGCAAGGCCACAGCCGUUGAUGAGAUCAUUCCCCAGGCUUCUCGAAGGAAGGGCGGGCUGGCACUGUGGAAAAGCUGUACACAGCCUGGUGGAGUCCUGGCCUGCCCCGCCAGCACUCUCCUGAGCCAGCUCAAGAAGAUGUUCCUGCAUCGAGUCCGAGGGAAGUACCCGGGCCAGCUGGAAAUAGUGUGUCGCAGGUUUCUGGAGCAGGUGGUCAGCUGUGGUGGGCUGCUGCCCACAGCUGGGUUCCCAGAAGAGCAGACGGUCACCUGGUUCCAGUUCCACAGGUACCUGCAACAGCAGAGCGUCACCGACCUGGAGAAGCACCUGGCCCAGCUCACCAAGGAAGUUACACUAAUUGAGGAGUUGCACUGUACAGGCCCAGCCAAGGCUGUGAAGAAGCUUCGGGGGAAGCGUUUGGGCCAGCUCCAGCCCCUGCCCCAGACACUGCAAGCCUGGGCACUGCUGCAGCUGGAUGGGCCUCCCAGGUUGUGCAGGGCGGCCAGUGCACGCCUGGCCAAUGCGGCCAGGGAUAGAUACUUCCGGGAGAAGGCUCUGCUGUUCUACACCAAUGCCUUGAAUGACAGCGAUGCCAAACUCCAGCGGGCGGCAUGCAUGGCGCUGCAGCAGCUCAGGGGGAUCGAGAGCAUUGAGCAGAUUGCCAGCCUGUGCCAAUCUGACCUGGAAGUUGUGCGGGCAACAGCGCGGGAAGCCACACUGUCAUUCGGUGAGAAAGGACGCCUAGCUAUCGAGAAGAUGGGCAAACUUCAUUCAGAACAAAGAGAAGUCUUCCUUCAGGAGGCAGAUGUUGAGAUCACGAUAUUUUAAAAAGCUGCUGCUGCUGAGCUCCAAUCUGGCAUUUCUCUUCUGUGCUGUGCAGCUGCAUGGUGCCCAAGCUUUGGUGGGGGAACACCUGCUGCUCCCUCACCAGUGUGAGCUGGCCAGGCAGCUCCCUGAGGCUUGAGUUACUGACUCUGCCCAGGGGCACAGUGGCAGAUUCCCAGAGCAGGAAGAAAUAGUGUGUGGUUCCCUGGAGACUAUGUGGCCUCCAAGUGCUGUUUUGCCUAGCUGGCCGUCCCUGGGCACAGAGCCAGGGAAGCUGGUGCUGUCCAUGCAGUAAGGGGCCCAGGCCAGGCAGCUGAGGCCAUGUAUACAGGAUUCAAGAUAGUGUAUAAAAUGUGAGCUCCCCCUCCCCCCACUCUGUACAGAGGGGCAGAGCUCCUGGUCCACUAACAGGCUGAUAGCUGACUGGCAGGCCAGCUAGCUGCUACCUUGCUGAGCCAGGGAAGGUGGGAGGCCUGAAGCCAGGGUUUCUACAACCCUGAUUCUUAGGCCCAACUGUGGCUCAAGCACCUGCUUGGCCUCACAGUAGCAAGCCAAGGGCCUUCCAUUCUGAGUUCAAAAGCAGGAAAGAAAAGCAGCUGAGGAGUCCGGAGCCUCCCAGGCAGGAACACCACUUGCUCUGGCCCUGGAAAUCGAAUGGGAUCCAAUUUGUGAUGCAUGGCAACCUCAGGCAGUUAAAUGAGCUGCUCCAGAAGCUGGUGUGAAGGAUUUCACUGAGGCUGCUGGGGGCAAACACAAUGAGCUUCCUGUUUAAAUGCAUUAAAAUCAAACCCCAAACCAACAAGGCCCAGCGUCCUGAGUCCCCUGUGAUUUGAGGGCUCUGGAUGUCAGUGGCAGACCCUCCCUUUAGAAUUCCUGAGGAUGGUAUGUGCUGUGCUUUUACUUGGUAUUUAUUUGCCUUAUUCGUAUGUCCAUUUCCUGAAAUCUCAAUUAAAAAACUCUUAAUGCA